CAAAGGGCUUUAUAUAUAGUAGUAUGUCACUGAUGUUAGCUAGGUCUGUAUACCUUGUAGAAAUAAAGAUUAUUAUUAAAGUCAAUCUAACCCUACCUAAAUUAACCUUACUCCGCCAGCGAUAGAUAUGGUCAUCAUGAGCCUUUGUUUACAUUUGAUUCUUCUUUGUUUACGAUCGCUGUGAUUGGCCAGGAGCGUCAAUAGUAACCGUUGACUGGCUGCGACAUGUUGCAUGUCCCAAGAUAUAUUUAUCAUUGAUAGCUCCCAGAAUAAAUUCCUUCAAGAAAUGAUAAUUUGUGACGGGGUGUAGAUAACAUGCUUGCGCUGUAUCAAAGAAAAUAAUGGGUGAUUUUUCAAUAGGACCGGAUCUCCAUAUUAUCCGUAGUGUAGGAGUGAUAGAUGGAACGCUAAAUAAGUGUGUUAAGAGUGUGUAUUGGUGAUAUAAUGUGGAGAUGAUGAUGCUGUACUCAUUCUCAGAUACGCGAGGCAACUAUGCCACCUCUACCUCAUUGAACCCUCACAGUCACUCAUGUAACACCUAUGAUGAUUAUGGGAUGAGCAGAGGCACUAAUAAUCUCCAUGGAUCAUAUUACUCAGAUUAGCCUGGCAUUAAAACUUUUUUCUUUACUGUACUAGAGAUGACUACGCUGGUAGACGUGGCACCAGCGCCCUGAUGCAGGCCAUAGCAAGAUGGCUUUCCUAUGCCCAGUGAGAAUCCGACGAAACAAGAAAAAGAAAGGGUCAGGGGGGUAUGUGUCGGAGGGGGAGGAGAAGGUGGUGCGUGCUCCUGGCCUCGGUCGCAUCACAGGCUCUGCUUCCAUAGAGACGCUGGUCCGGGUUGGCUUGGAGAAGGAGGCUGGACUCUCGCCAGACAGCAAGAUGGUAGUCCUCCAUGACUUCACGCCCUGCGUUGAUGACGAAUUGGAAGUGAAGAGGGGUAGUGUUGUAAACGUACUUUAUCAGGAAAAUGAUUGGGUUUAUGUAAUAGCAGAACAUGGCCAACAAGAAGGCUUCAUCCCUCACUCGUACUGUGCGCCAUAUGGGUCACAGCUCGGGGAACUUACCAUGAACCAUAAAAAAAAAAUGCCGCGUGAACAUAACUCGAUGGAAGGUGGUGGAGGGGGACUCGAUACAGACCACAAUACAACAAUAGGCACUAUCAACUCAGGGGGCACGGAUAAUCCUGGCUUAGUGGGUUCAGAUAAUGAGAGUUAUGGAGGCAAGUUAAUAGGAAGUCCACCAAACAGAACUUCUGACUCCUCUAUACAAAGUGGCACCACUACACCCGACAUUCAUCCUUUUUUCAAGGAUCCUGCUGGCAGGUACAUUGUCUUAUACACUUUUAUUGCACGUGAUGAAAAUGAUGUGAGCGUAGAACGAGGAGAGUUUGUAACGGUGCUAAAUCGCGAGGACCCUGAUUGGUACUGGGUUCUAAGAUCAGAUGGGCAGGAAGGCUUUGUACCAUCUGGAUUUGUCUACCCAGCAGAUGUAAUACAAGAUCACCUGGAACAAGGUGGGGGUACGACUGGUGGGGGAGUGAUGGUGGGUACGAUACAUGGUGGAUUAGGAAACGUUGGAGGACACCAGCUGGGCUAUGGGGCCUCCCAGCAUCAUAUAAACCCUGGAAACAGUGAUGACCUUCGGUUUCAUGGCUCAGAACUUGUCAUGCUCUAUGAUUAUAAGGCACAAGCCCCAGAUGAUUUAUCAGUUCGCCGGGGAGAUUGGAUCUAUGCUGAUUUAAAUAAUCAAACUGUUGAUGGAUGGUUAUGGGCAUAUGCUCCAAAGACUCGAAAGUAUGGCUUUAUACCAAAGGCUUAUGCUCGCCCUCCUGCAAGACACCCCUAUAAAAAUGGAAGUAACUGGUGUAAAUAUAUUUCUGUGAAGCUGACUUGUGUUUGUGAUUUCUGUAUAUGAUAAACAAGAUAACACCAGACUCAGUGUUGUUAGGGUGGCUCCUAGUGUACAGAUUGCAGCCAGCAGUGGUGCCCUCUCACAGAGCUGACAAUGGUUGCAGCGAUCCGUCUCAAUAUUGUAUAGAAAAAAUUAUUUAUCUUUGUACGUAGCUUAAUUUAAUGAAUAAUACUCACAAUUAUUUAAAUACACACAAGAUACAUCAUUUAAUUAUAAGCUGCAGGUGUGAUUGGGCAUUUCAAAUGCCACUGGUGCCAAAUACGAGGUUUAACUCAUUCCUUUUUUAUGCUUUCCUAUGUCUGCUCUUUGUUUUAUAUAUUUGUAAAUGACAUUGUUAACUUUUAAACGAACAAGUUGAUGUAAAAUACAUU
Molecule: messenger RNA, 2282 nt
Organism: Cherax quadricarinatus
Lineage: Eukaryota; Metazoa; Arthropoda; Malacostraca; Decapoda; Parastacidae
Source: RefSeq, a predicted model, not a curated record